Messenger RNA from Onychomys torridus (southern grasshopper mouse), 759 nucleotides. It is a transcript of the gene S100a10, whose product is annotated as S100 calcium binding protein A10. The coding region runs from base 219 to 512 and encodes 97 amino acids. The transcript is spliced from 3 exons. NCBI's taxonomy places the organism in Eukaryota, Metazoa, Chordata, Mammalia, Rodentia, Cricetidae. The record is from RefSeq and is a predicted model, not a curated record. Gene Ontology annotation, cellular component: cytoplasm. Gene Ontology annotation, molecular function: transmembrane transporter binding; calcium ion binding.
GAAUUUGCUUGGGCGGGGUGGGAGGCAGGAAGGGAGGAGCUGGUGGGGAGCGCAGCUGCCUGCCCUCCAGGCUCCUCCCGCUCCGGGGCGCCUCCGCCCUUUGCACCCGCCCCGCGUACAAAGACGCCCAGCAGUCCACGAUCGCCUCACCUCUGUGUGUCCAGCUCUCCCAACGACUGCUGCGCCUCGGGGCCCAGGUUUAAACAGGCCUCUUCAAGAUGCCGUCUCAGAUGGAGCAUGCCAUGGAAACCAUGAUGCUUACAUUUCACAGAUUUGCAGGGGACAAAGACUACUUAACAAAGGAAGACCUGCGAGUGCUCAUGGAAAGGGAGUUCCCUGGGUUCUUGGAAAAUCAAAAGGACCCCCUGGCUGUGGACAAAAUAAUGAAGGACCUGGACCAGUGCCGAGAUGGCAAAGUUGGCUUCCAGAGCUUUUUAUCACUAGUUGCAGGGCUCAUCAUUGCAUGCAAUGACUAUUUUGUAGUACACAUGAAGCAGAAGGGAAAGAAAUAGACCAAAUGGAGCCCUGAUACACCCUCCCCAGUGUGUGCUCUCCUACAGGGCCACUUGAGGACUCUGCCUCACUGCUUCUCAAGAGCAGAUCAGGACCCUUAGGAAAUGUGCAAAUAACAUCCAACUCCAAUUGACAAGCAGAGAAAGAAAAGUUAAUUCCGUGACAGAGAAGCUUUUGAUUUUUAUAUUGUUUGCACCCUGCUGCCCUCAAUAAAGAGAGUCCUUUUUUUUUUAGUUCUGAAUUUGA